UGCAACAUUCAUCAUCAGAAUUUCAACCAUGGUGACGAUGCAGAAGCAGCUCUCGAUGUUCGAGUCUCUACCAGGAGAACUCCACAACGCAAUCAACAAACUCCUCAACUUUGAAUCUAUACGCAAGUUCAACCAAACAAACAGAUACUUCUACUUCAUCACAAUUCUAACCGACAAAGAGAUGCCUCACUGUCUGUUCCAAGGAUUCAAGCACAGAACAUCAUGCGACCAACGAGUCGAAAAUCGAUUCCUCUGCCACUGUUGUCGCUAUAUCGUACCCGCCGAUGAGACGCCAAAGCGCUGGCCGUCACUAUCUCAAGGGGUCGAGAUGUACAAAUUCAGAGUUUGCAAACUGUGUCAUGGGUACUGGUCCAAACAUCCGGAAGCGUGGAAACCUAUACAGCCCAAGACUUUCAAAUUUGUUUGCGAUGAUGGUCCAGGCUUUUCAAGACCUGGUGAUUUGAGGUUGAUGGAGACUGGUGUGGAGCAGAAGCGUGACUCGUCGACCACGCCUUUGAUGCAGAAGCUGAGAUCUUGGAUGAAGGGACUUUGGAACUGGAUGUACAGUGCACCCCCGGUAGAUCAGUCCUCGCCAUGCUGUACGUAAAGACCGGCAAGUACCUUUAUAAUGGUGAGAUUUGACCCAAAUAGCGGUUGUUCGAGGGCUGCAAAAUCACGCUAUUGGCAUAGAACUAGAAGGCGCUUCUACUAGAAGCGUGGUGCCGAGAUCGUGAUGAAGCUGCCGAGACAAAUCUGACAGCCAAGGUCGUGUCCUGGAAGAUGGGAUCUUGACUAAAACGUCUGUAUAGCUGGUGGUUAGCAGAUAGUACAAAGAAGGCGAACUACAGACUGUAAGCACGUUGAAAAUCACAGUAAAGACUAUAACCCAAGAUGUCGCCUUGACUUUUGCAGGC
Molecule: messenger RNA, 914 nt
Organism: Aureobasidium subglaciale EXF-2481
Lineage: Eukaryota; Fungi; Ascomycota; Dothideomycetes; Dothideales; Saccotheciaceae
Exons: 1
Coding region: 29-607 (192 amino acids)
Source: RefSeq, a predicted model, not a curated record